Messenger RNA from Caenorhabditis angaria, 1711 nucleotides. NCBI's taxonomy places the organism in Eukaryota, Metazoa, Nematoda, Chromadorea, Rhabditida, Rhabditidae. The record is from the annotation of a GenBank genome assembly.
AUGUUCAAAACUUUAUUUUUUGCUGUCCCUUUGAUUACUGUAUUAUUAUCGGCAACGCCAAUUACAGUAACCCUAGGUUAUGAGGAUCGUCUCGAGACCCUCGUGAGCCAGGUUUAUCCGGAAAUUACUACCUGGUUGAGCAAGGAUCAAAUUGGAAGUGUGAGUUUACAGUAAGCUGUUAAGGGCUUUAAUUUGACUCUAAAUAAAGCAUUGCUCAUGUUAAGAGUUUCAAUUUGACAGUAAAUAAGGUAUUGCUCAGGUUAAGAGCUUUAAUUUGACUCUAAAUAAAUCAUUGCUCAUGUUAAGCGCUUUAAUUUUAGCCAAUUUCAAAUAUUGUAUUGCUCAGAUUAAAUAAAAUCCUAAAUUUUUUAAAAAAAUAUUUUAGGAUUGCUCAGGUUUAGAAAAUAAUUUUGUAUAGAAAUUUGAUAUUGCUCAUGUUAAGAGAGCCUGACAAAUUUUUCAAAUCAAUUUUCGGCGGGAAAAUUUCGAAAAGUCAAAAAUUCGAAAUUUACAGUAAUCCUAGAGAUUUUGGCGCGUGAAAUUCCAGAAUUCUCAAAUUUCAAAUCAGACAUGUCGUUUUUGCUGAAUUCGGGCCCCUAAAGCCCGCUCAAUUUAUCACGGGCCCGGCUGGCCCGGCCUUAUGAAAAUUUAAAAGCGGCCGGGUUGGCCUCGCCCAAACAAUAUUUUUGAAUGGCCAAUUUCAGAAUUUUUUUUUGAUGUUUUCGAUGUUGGAUUGUAUUUAUAUGAGUGAAAAAUCAAAUUAGAAUGUGAUAUUUUGCUUAUAAAAAUAGAAAUAAGUAACAAAUCGAAAAAUAAAAUGCAAAAAUUUCAAAAUUCAAGUGAAUUCUCUUCCACACACAUAUUAUUUUACUAUUUUUACUCUUUACAAUGUUUGAAAUUCAUUAAAAAUUCCUUUUUGACCACGAAAAACUCAUUUUUUCAAUGAAAAAAAAUCGAAGAAAAAAAUAAGCGGGCCCCAAAAUCGGGCCAGCGAAAGCCGCGCAUGUUAAAAUCGGGCUUCGGCUGAAAAUAGCCCGAUUUUUUGUGUUUACUUCGGGCUCGGCCCGGCCGGCCCGGCCUGCAGCGACAUGUCUGUUCAAAUUUUCCGUGUACUUCUCGAUGACAACCAAUAUUUCCAGCUUUUCGAAGAACUUUUGGACGUUCUGAAAACCGCUCAUACUUUGGAGGAAAUCGCGCGGCAAAUGACGAAACCCAUAAUUUCGACACUUACACCUGCACAAAGGGAACAAGCCUGGAAAUCGAUUCAAAAAGCGCAAGAUGGGUGAGUUCAAGAUUCAGUAUAACCUGAGCAAUGCUAGCAUUGCUCAGGUUACAAAAAAGCCCAAUUUUCCAGCUUCGGCGGCCUUAAACAAUUCAAAAUCAUAUUCUUCCACGCUCUGGACGCUGUCCAAGAAUUCAUGGGAGAUUCGAUGGAAAAAGAUCGUGUCGAGAUUCGCGCCGAAGCGCGCGCUCAAAAUAUGACAGCUGUGCAAGUGCGCUCCACCAUACUUCGCACAAUGCAAACCUAUUUCAACGUGGAAUUCGGGCAGAAGGUGGAAAAUUUCCAAUUUUUCCCGCCAAAAUUCGAAUUUUCAAAUUUUUCCAGGUUAUGGACACUGUAAAAUACUCAAUGACCGAAGAAGAUUGGAAAGUUGCCACAGAAGAUGCGGCUGAUUAUUUGACAAUCACCAAUUUUGACUUGACAUAUUGA